Molecule: messenger RNA, 1553 nt
Organism: Lucilia cuprina (Australian sheep blowfly)
Lineage: Eukaryota; Metazoa; Arthropoda; Insecta; Diptera; Calliphoridae
Gene: FucTB
Product: alpha-(1,3)-fucosyltransferase B
Exons: 4
Coding region: 203-1531 (442 amino acids)
Cellular component (GO): membrane
Molecular function (GO): alpha-(1->3)-fucosyltransferase activity
Source: RefSeq, a predicted model, not a curated record
AAUACGAAUUUUACAAUCAAAACAAACAUAAUUAUGAUAAAUAAAUAAAUUACUCCAAGAUUGUGAUAAGAAUUCUAGCUUAUUUGGUUCAAAAAUAGCAAAAAGCUUGGAAAUGAGUAAUUAAGAAAGAAACUAAUCGUAAGCACAAGACAUAAUGUAGUUUAGUGUAUUUGAAACCCACCUAAAUAUUUUGUGUACAAAAAUGUUAAAUCUCAGUCUUAAUAAAUGGAAAAAGUUAUUACUUUUAAUUAUACUAAUAGCCUUAAUUGUGAUUAUACUGGGACAAUUGUGGCAAGAUCAUGAUGAAAAGAAAUCGCAUGUUAAGGGAGGAGCAGAUGGUGUUCCCUUAAUAAUAUGGUGGACACCUUUGAUGAGCGGCUAUACGGAAACUCGAAUGUGUGAUAAAUAUAUUUGUAAAUUUACAGCGCUUAGAGAUGAAGUGGACAAAGCUAAGGCUUUUCUUUACUAUGGGUCCGAUAUAAAGAUUGAUGAUUUUCCCUUACCACGCAAGUCUCAUCAAUUAUGGGGUUUAAUGCACGAAGAAUCUCCCCGUAAUGUGGCAUUUAUGCCCUACAAUGAUUGGCUGCAACACUUUAAUCUUACCUCCACCUUUAGUCGUCACAGUGAUUUACCUAUGACCACCUAUUAUUUGCCACAUUCCGAUAAUUUAACAACACCCGCCUUUACUGUUCCUAUUGGAGAGAAAUCUAGACAUAAAAAUCAAGCGCUUGUUUUAUUUAUGCAAUCUGAUUGUGACACUAUGUCCGGGAGAGAUGAUUAUGUUAAGGAAUUGAUGAACUACAUCAGUGUGGAUUCGUUUGGAGCCUGUUUAAAUAAUAAGGAAUUACCAGAAAGUUUACAAAAGAUACAACAAGAUUAUCUUAAUCAUUUGUAUGCUCCGGAACUUUUAAAAUUCAUGGCUCGUUAUAAAUUUAUCAUUGCGUAUGAGAAUGGUGUUUGUCAGGAUUAUAUUACUGAGAAGUUUUGGCGUCCUCUCAUUGCCGGUUCCAUACCCAUUUACUUUGGUUCUCCCAGCAUUAAGGACUGGUCACCAAAUGAGAAAUCUUUUAUAGACAUUUCAAACUUUAGCAGUCCCGAAGCAUUAGCCACCUAUUUAAAGGAAUUGGACGCAAAUGAUAGAGCUUAUAAUUCCUAUUUAAAUCAUAAAUAUAAUAUGCUCCAACCGAUAACCAAUAAACGACUCUUAAAUGAACUUGGGCGUCGUAAAUCUGCCAUGUACACAGACAAUCAAUUUCAAAGUUUCGAAUGUGCCGUUUGUUCUUAUCUGCAUGAACAUGAUGACACUACACAAAAACACUUUGCCAAUGAACAGCACUAUCAGUGUCCCCACGAACCUGUAUAUCCACCCAUGUCGAAUAAGGCCUCAAAUUAUGAUGAUUGGCAUUCGGUGAUGUCGAUUGGUAAAUGUAAAGCUGCUCUGUUGGAUAGGCUAUUUAAACGUAACAAAAAUUAUACCAAAGACGAAUUUAUGGAUUUAUUGACUAAGGAAGUAACAUUGGGCAAAUGUUAAAUAUAUGUAUUCAAUAAAUGUG